AGGACUUGUCCAGCACCAAACGACGACACCUUCCUAAGCAGGCAGGUUAGACCCAAUGGCGUCGAUUCCUGAUGAUCACUUUCCCACCAAUGACCAUCCCAUCGUCCACGGAGCAUCAGGCACCCAUGUAUUCACACAACAAAGCCCCGAUCAAACCGUCUCAACCCCCACAACCCCUCCAUCACCAACCCAUAAAACUAAUCCGUUUACAAUGACACCCCCAAACAUCCCCUUCAUCUACCGCCUCUGGCAUCUCUACCUCGAGCCAAUCGCCGCGAUAGGCGGAACUAUUCGCCUCAUCGCCGCGCCGGCCACAUACUUCGACUUCAUGCCCGCGACCGCCGCUUACAGCCCCACCUCGCACAUCGUGUACAACCAGCUCGCGGCUACAUACUUGUUGUUUGCGUUCAACCAGGCGGUUGUGCUGCGGGUUGCGAGGGAUUUGCAGGUCUGGAAGGCGCUGAUAUUGGGCAUGCUGUUGUGCGACGCGGUGCAUAUAUACGCGAAUUGGGCGGAGAUGGGCACGCAGCUUAUGCUGAACCCUUGGUUGUGGCGGGGAGGGGAUGUGGUAACGAUGAGUUUGAAUGUUGGGCCGUUUUUGCUGAGGGCUGCGUUUUUGGCGGAGGCGGGGUUUGGGGGGAGGAGGAAGACGGCUUGAGGGACUUGUUUGGAGGGGAGCGACCUGGGAGGGAUGUGGUUGUUUGGAUAGGAUUGAUAUGUGAGCGGGAAACGGGGUUUGCUGGCUUUCAUGAGAUUACAGAUCGACUCUUGCUCUUCUUUAUUAUUUCUACCCCAAUUUGUGACACCUAGACAUGCGCGAUUCGUGUAACAUUUCAAGUUCUUCCUUUGCAAUACAUUACCUACCUUGUUUGAAAGCCAC
Dothidotthia symphoricarpi CBS 119687 is the source of this 880-nucleotide messenger RNA. RefSeq lists its product as uncharacterized. The record is from RefSeq and is a predicted model, not a curated record. NCBI's taxonomy places the organism in Eukaryota, Fungi, Ascomycota, Dothideomycetes, Pleosporales, Dothidotthiaceae. The coding region runs from base 212 to 658 and encodes 148 amino acids. The transcript has a single exon.